GAUAAAUAUUUAUAGUCUCGCGAGAGCACACUGGAUAGACUGGUUCUGGAGUGGCCCUAGCCGGCGAAGCGGGGUUGCAUGUGUCGCUUCAGCUGGCUGGAGCUGCGGGAGCGGAGGCGGCGGGUGCUGUGCGACCGCCUGGGUUUGUGAAAUGGCUGCUGACAUUUCUGAAUCCAGCGGGGCUGAUUUCAGAGGUGAUCCGAAGAACAGUGCCAAGUUAGAUGCUGAUUAUCCACUGCGAGUCCUUUAUUGUGGAGUCUGUUCAUUACCAACAGAGUACUGUGAAUAUAUGCCUGAUGUUACUAAAUGUAGACAGUGGUUAGAGAAGAAUUUUCCAAAUGAAUUUGCAAAACUCACUGUAGAAAAUUCACCCAAACAAGAAGCUGGAAUUAGUGAAGGUCAAGGAUCAGUAGGGGAAGAAGAAGAGAAGAAAAAACAAAAGAGAGGUGGAAGAGGUCAAAUAAAACAGAAGAAGAAGACUGUACCACAAAAGGUUACGAUAGCCAAAAUUCCCAGAGCGAAGAAAAAAUAUGUGACAAGAGUGUGUGGCCUUGCAACUUUUGAAAUUGAUCUUAAAGAAGCACAAAGAUUUUUUGCUCAGAAAUUCUCCUGCGGUGCCUCAGUAACAGGGGAGGAUGAGAUCAUCAUUCAGGGGGACUUUACAGACGACAUAAUUGAGGUCAUUCAGGAAAAAUGGUCAGAGGUGGAUGAUGACAGCAUUGAAGAUCUUGGAGAAGUAAAGAAGUGAUUUUGAAAACUUGUCUCUAUUUAAUGACCUGAACUGAGAGCUGUAAGGCCAACAGGGGAGAGGCUUUUUAAAAAUAUAUAUAUUUAUCCUACAGUGAAACUGUAGCCUACCCUCGUCCUUGGCGUUUUCACUGUUCUGUACAAGGCUGCUUGGUUUUUUUUUUAUUGCCAAAGUCUAAUAAACAGGGAAGACUGUCAUGCUCGUGCAUGAGUCAGAAUUUAGUCAAAUAAAAAAUUUUUUGGUCA
Messenger RNA from Heterocephalus glaber (naked mole-rat), 993 nucleotides. It is a transcript of the gene Denr, whose product is annotated as density regulated re-initiation and release factor. The record is from RefSeq and is a predicted model, not a curated record. Gene Ontology annotation, biological process: translation reinitiation; formation of translation preinitiation complex. Lineage: Eukaryota; Metazoa; Chordata; Mammalia; Rodentia; Bathyergidae. Gene Ontology annotation, molecular function: mRNA binding; translation initiation factor activity.